UCAGCCUUUGUUCAUCAACCACCAUUAGCGGUUUACUCAUCCAUGGCUUCUUCUUCCUCCUCCUCUUCUCUCUCAAUAUUUCUACCGCUCACCCUCCUUUGUCUUAUCUCACCCGCGCUUUCCCUCACCUGCACCUCCCAAACCUUCACCAACAACAAGCUCUACUCGAAAUGCGCCGACCUCCCCGUCCUCGGCUCCUUCCUCCACUGGACCUACGACCCCGCCAACUCCACUCUCUCCAUCGCCUUCAUCUCGCCACCCUCCAAAACCGAUGGCUGGAUCGCCUGGGCCAUCAACCCGACGUCCACCGGGAUGGCUGGGUCCCAGACCCUCCUCGCCUACCAGAAGUCCGGCGGCUCCAUGGCCGUUAAAACCUUCAACAUCAGCUCGUACAAGGAUAUUGUCGAGUCGAAGCUGUCGUUCGAAGUGUGGGACACUGCGGCCGAGUCGUCCGGCGGCGUUUUUAGGCUGUUUGCGAAGUUGAAGGUGGAGAAGGAGACGGUGAACCAGGUUUGGCAGGUGGGGCCCUCUGUUUCCGAUGGGUUUCCGGUUAAACACGACUUCCUGACGCCGAAUCUUAACUCGAAAGGGACACUGAGCUUGACCGGCGGCACCACCACCACCACCGUUAGCGGGGGGUCCAAGAUGAAGAAGAGAAAUAUACAUGGAAUUUUGAAUGCUGUGAGUUGGGGAUUGAUGUUCCCAAUUGGAAUCAUCAUAGCAAGAUAUUUGAGGGCUUUUCCGUCUGCGGAUCCAGCUUGGUUUUAUCUUCAUAUAUUCUGCCAGGUAUCUGGUUAUGCCAUUGGUGUCGCCGGCUGGGCUACCGGAAUUAAGCUCGGAAGUGAGUCCAAAGGGGUGGUUUACACUAAUCAUCGCAACAUUGGAAUUGCCCUGUUUGCCUUAGCAACUCUGCAGAUAUUCGCAUUGUUCUUGAGGCCGAAGAAGGAGCACAAGUUCAGGUUCUACUGGAACAUCUACCACCACGCUCUUGGAUACACGAUUCUUGUCCUCGGCAUUAUAAAUGUGUUUAAGGGCUUAGACAUACUAAAUCCUGCUAAGCAUUGGAGAUCUACUUACAUAAUUGUGAUUAUUGCGUUGGGUGCACUUGCAUUGUUAUUGGAAGCAAUCACUUGGAUUGUGGUCUUGAAGAGAAAGUCAAGUAAGUCCACCAAGCCGUAUGAUGGAUUGAACAACGGACAAGGCUGAUAUGCCGCGCGCAGCGCCUUGACGUAUAAUCAUACCAAAGUGCGGCAGGUUCUCCCAUGCCAGAUACUGAUUUUGUAAUAUCAGAGCAGCCCUCACAUCCUUUUCUUCUCUUCUUGCUUGUAUAAUGUAUUGAUUUAUUUAGGUUUCUUGUAUGGUUAGUAUAUACAUACAGAGUGUUAAGAGUGUUGACCUCCCCAGUUUGUUGAUUUAUUGUCUCUAUGUUAGUGCUCUUCAGACU
This is a messenger RNA of Pyrus x bretschneideri (Chinese white pear), 1444 nucleotides long. RefSeq names its product cytochrome b561 and DOMON domain-containing protein At3g25290. Bases 43 to 1206 code for a protein of 387 amino acids. The record is from RefSeq and is a predicted model, not a curated record. The transcript is spliced from 3 exons. Lineage: Eukaryota; Viridiplantae; Streptophyta; Magnoliopsida; Rosales; Rosaceae.